This is a messenger RNA of Porites evermanni, 3128 nucleotides long. NCBI's taxonomy places the organism in Eukaryota, Metazoa, Cnidaria, Anthozoa, Scleractinia, Poritidae. The record is from the annotation of a GenBank genome assembly.
AUGGUGGAAGGAGCAACAUCUACAAUGAACGUUGAUCUCAAUAUUAUAAAACGGAUGUGUAAAGAUUUUACGGCUGGUGCUGUGGGUGGGACAGCCUGUGUUUUAGUAGGACAACCCUUUGACACUAUCAAAGUAAAAAUGCAGACUUUUCCAUCACUUUUCAAAACAGCAUUUGACUGUGGCGUUAAAACAAUGAAACAAGAGGGAAUUAGAGGCCUCUACGCUGGUACUAUUCCGUCUUUGGUGGCCAACAUUGCAGAAAACUCUGUACUGUUCUUGUUUUAUGGCCAGUGCUUAUCUGUAGUGAAAAAGAUAGUGGGUAAACAGGAUGAAAAAGAACUAGGCGUGCUUCACCGAGCCGUUGCGGGAAGUGGGGCUGCAGUGUUCUCAUCCUUUGUUCUAUGUCCCACAGAAUUAGUUAAGUGUAAGCUUCAAGCUCAACAUCAAAUGAAUGUCCUGGCUGGAAAAACCGGAGUCAAGAGGUAAUUUUCUUAUGAAUAAAUCUGAGAGUUGGGUCACAUUGUUAGCAUGGUUGUCAUGUUGACACCCAUGAGGGGCAGGGUACUUGUGUAACUGCGGCAGGUUAGCUCAGUCAGUAGAGCACUUGCCUGCAGAGUGGGAGGUCAUGGGUUGGAAUCUCGCAACUGGACCAAUACUCAGGGUUUAAAAAUGACUGAAAAAUGAAGGUACUGCCUUUGCCCUGCAAAUGGCUAGACCUUCGCGUGGCUCGGAUGACCAUGUAAAGUGGGGGUCCUGUCUCCAAUAGGAAACGUAAAAAUCUGAUAGUGUCCCCAAUUAGUGCUUUCGUGCUAAAUAAAUUAAAAAUCAAAAAUAGUGCAUUGUGUGUGUGUCAGUUUUGAGUUUGGAUUUAAAAAAAAUUCAUUCAACCAGACUACCCCAUUCAUAGCCUGCAGAAUAGGCAUUUUUCAGGCAAACAAAUUAUGCACAUGCACAAUGGGAUUAGGUACGGAAAAAAUAAUGCCUGUUCAUACACCAUUGUUUCCUCCCCUUGACACACAUGCAAAUGAGCAAUGAGUCACAGUAUUUUGUUCUGUGCCUUCCUCUAUCACACAUGUCUCACACUGUAUGCGAGUUCAUGCUUGCCUUUGCUCAUGAAAAAUGCAAAAAAGAUGCCUGCUCUGCAGGCUAACCCUUUAAUACACUGUCAUAGAGCACUCUCAUUUGAAAGUUUCUCUACAAAGUUUAAUACCCCCGUCCAAAAACUGGGCAUCCACAGCUGGAAAUCAACCUCAGUGGUUAAAAUGUUGACUAAGGAGAAGUUGUUCCAACCAUACUUGAAUAUGGAGCAUUUUCACUCAUGUGCUCAGUGGCUAUGUAAAUUUACCGCAACAAAAGAAAGUGUUUACACAGGAAAGGAGUUCAGUUCUCAGUGGUUGGGAUACCUACAUGGCAGGCGUGAUGUCAUGUGAAAAAGGUCUAUCGCUGGUGAAACUUUUUUAAGGAUCUUUGAAGAUCCUUGAAGAUCUGCUUGAAAAUCCUUUUUAUAGUGCAGAUCUUUGAGGAUCUUUAUUAAAAAUCCUCAAAGAUCUUCAGAAUUCUUGCCAAGAUCCUCAAGGUUCUCAUAAAGAUCUUUGAGGAUCCUUGAAGGUAUUUGCAAGUAUCUUGAAGAUUUUUGUGGGAAUCUUUCAGAUCUUUGUUAAAUGCGUAAAGAUCUUUGGCAAGAUCCUCACAGAUCUUUCACAUAUCCUCUCAAAUCUUUGCAAGAUCCUCAGGGAUCUUUUCAGAUCCUCACAGAUAUUUGUCGUAUUAUCCUCACAAAUCUUUGUAAGAUCCUCACAGAUCUUUGCCAGGUCCUCACAGUAUGUAUGGAAAUUUUUUCAUGGCUAAAUUAUGGCAUUAUUAUGGAUUAAAUUAAGAAAUCAGACUCGAUUUGAGUUCACGGGAGUAGAUUACAUUCAAAUUUGCCACUUUAAGGCAAUUUGCCUUGAAUGAUUGUAUGUGUCUCAGCCUAAAACUCAAAACAUCAGGAGAGGAAAUUCUAGUAAGGUGUGAGGCAUCAAUUUCUUUAGAGCUCAUCUCUCUCUAUUUGACUCUCCUUCCAGUGGUGUUAUGCAAGUGACAAUGCAAAUUAUCCAUCAAGAUGGCUUUCCAGGUCUCUUCCGUGGAAUGGUCCCCACACUUAUAAGAGAAGUACCAGGGUAUUUCUUCUUCUUUGGAGGUUACGAGUUAAGCCGGUAUCUUCUUACUCCAAAAGGAAAAACUGUUGAUGAGAUUGGUGAGUAUUUAUUUCUUGUAUAUAGCUGAGUGUCGCAAAAAUAUUUACAAGUAUGUGCUUCAAAUUUUCAGUUGACAGUGUAAUGGUAAUAUAUUGGAUGUCAUAAAAUAGUUCAAAAGUUGCCACCUUGUUUGAGGUCUGUUUUUGUUUUUUGCACUGCAUUGCACAUGAUAGUUUAUAAUGGCGGUAUACCACACCCUACCCUACGAGCAGAGGCCCUUUGAAGGGCCUCCACUUGCAGGGUAACCACACCCAGGGGGGACAACUUUCCUAUAAGAGUGACAAGGGUGUUCAACAGACGUUUCAAUCCCCCAACCCCACUUUCCUCAAAAUCUCAUUUUAUGGGUGUGACCCUCACAGCGUGCAAGGAAAGGAGUGUCCGAUAGCCCGGGACUAGUGGAUUUUGCUAUCGGGCUAGCAAAUUCUGUUAUUAAGUUGCCCGACGGGCAAGUGAGGCUUUUUGAGGAAUUCAAAUUACAGAAGAACUGUGAAAUCAAUCUGCUCGUCAAAACGUUUCUGGGGCUAGUUGAAAUAAUGCUUGGGCUAGUAAAUGUUAGCUUCAGCUUGCCCGAAUGGCAAGCUGUAAAAAUGAUUUUCUUUGCACCCUGCCCUCAUGAGGUCCAUGCAAUUCCAAAACAACAAAUUAGCUGGCAUUAACCACUGACCACAUGGCAAUAUAGAAGAUUCAAAUAGCAAAUAGCUCCCAUCAUAAUUUUGGUGAGUGCUUUGUUGAGGGUGCAAAGUAAUGUUUAUUUCUUUCACAGGUGCCUUGAGACUAACUUUCUGUGGUGGUAUGGCUGGUAUUUCUCUCUGGAUUGUCAUUUUUCCAGCAGAUGUGAUCAAGUCUCGUAUUCAGGUAUAUUACAUGAUUAUAAUGAGUUGUUUCCUGUAG